AUGCUGAAUUUUCAGAAGUGUAAACGGUUCGACGCACUGACAAGGCUACUAAUCAUAUGGACCAACGCCCACAAGCUCGACAUUCUGUCCAAUGACUAUCCUUUCCCCCUCGAUGUUAUCGAUCUUGAACAGCGCACGCGACACGCCAAGGUGAUGUUGGUGGACUCACCUGUAUCAGAGAUCAAAUUCAUCUCAGGGCGGCAGCACAAAUGGCUGCUGACCGCAUCCAAGGGGACACGGUCAGUCCUGAUGAUCUGGGACAUCGUGGAGGCGGAUGUGACAGUUAACGAUAACCCAGAUUCUGAAGCCAGUGUCAUGGUGUCAUUAUCGCAGAUAAUUGUGCUCCUGCACUUGGACGAUGAUGGAACAUUUCAUGAAAUCUACUUCAUCAACAUCAACCUCCGCCUUCUCCACUACGCUCAUCUACAACUGGAAGACCGGCGAGCGCACACACCUCGACACGCCGCGCACCCGUUGCCUCCAAAUCAUUUAACCCCGCCCACGGACCUCGUCCUGCAUGCCCAGUCCAUCGCUCUCUACGUCCUUCCAUCACCCACGCUUGUCUCCAAAUAUUCCUUUGGCUGGGUCGACGGUGCCAGUGCAACCCCCACCUCCAUCCCUAUCCGCAAUAACAUAACCCUCUGGGAUAACAGCAUGAAUCCUUCCAGCACUACUCCCUAUCAUCCUUCCCGCCAAUGCUCACCAGUAAAACAUCCUCCUUCCAUCGAUCUACUCGAUGUUCGGACAUCAUCCUCGGCAAGCGGGCCACUCCCAUCACCGCAAUCGGGAGGAGCAGAACAGUUACGAGACCCUCGUGGCUGCUGUCUUCCCCAGUCCGCUUAACCACACCGAGAAUGCCCGUGUUCGCACGAUCUGCUAGAAUAAUUUUGAUAAUUGGAUGGCGUUGGAUUAUGACGAGGACCUUGGAAGGAUCGCGCU
Guyanagaster necrorhizus is the source of this 939-nucleotide messenger RNA. RefSeq lists its product as uncharacterized. Bases 1 to 843 code for a protein of 280 amino acids. NCBI's taxonomy places the organism in Eukaryota, Fungi, Basidiomycota, Agaricomycetes, Agaricales, Physalacriaceae. The transcript has 5 exons. The record is from RefSeq and is a predicted model, not a curated record.